Molecule: messenger RNA, 2282 nt
Organism: Gopherus flavomarginatus (Mexican gopher tortoise)
Lineage: Eukaryota; Metazoa; Chordata; Testudines; Testudinidae
Gene: CREBZF
Product: CREB/ATF bZIP transcription factor
Exons: 3
Coding region: 228-1160 (310 amino acids)
Source: RefSeq, a predicted model, not a curated record
GGGGUCUUUUCUCUUUCCGGUUCCGCGCAGCCCUGGCUGGAGCAACCGCCAUUUCCAGCCCCGCGCGCUGCGGCCUGGUAGCCGGGGCUGGCGGCGGCAGGGUCCCACCUGGCCUUGGAGCCUCGCUCGCUUCUCAGUCCCGCGGCGUCUCCCCUCCCCCUGCGGGGAGCCUCUUCCUCUCCCCAGACCCGCCUGCGGGGAAGCCCGGGCCUCGCCCCCUCCCCACCAUGCGCCACAGCCUGACCCAGCUGCUGGCGGCCUCGUCGGGCGGAGAGAGCCCCUCGGCCGCCGCCUGGCAGCUCCCCAGCGCGGGGCCGGCGCCUGCGGCCGGAGGGGGCGAUGGCGGGGAGGAGGAGCCGGGGGGCCCCCGCCCCAAGCAGCAGCGCUGGGACCCGGCCGUCCUGGAGCAGCCGCAGCAGGCCAUGGGGGAGGCGGCCGCUGGGGCCGAGGAGCCGGCGGAGCACGAGGACCUAUUCUCGGGGCUGGAGCUGGGCGACCUGCUGGAGGCGGCCCAGCCGCACUGGGAGCUGGACGUGGAGCCGAGCGGCUGCUUCUGCGGGCAGCAGGGCGAGCCGGAGCCGCCCACGAGCGCGCCGGGCCAGAGGAGCUGUGGGGCCAGCCCGGGCGGGGUGGCGGCCAGGAGCCGGCUGAAGGCGGCGGCCGCGGCCCGCCUGAACCGGCUGAAGAAGAAGCAAUACGUGCUGGGACUGGAGAGCCGCCUGCAGGGCCUGGCCGCUGAGAACCGGCAGCUACGGGACCGCAACCGGGGGCUGAACCGGCGCCUGCGGGAUCUGGAGCGGGAGACCAGCUACCUCCGGGCCGUGCUGGCCAACCAGAGCGCCCUGGGGCAGCUGCUGAGCCGCCUGGCCGGGGCGGGAGGGCUCAGGCUCCGUACCAGCCUCUUCAGGGACACGGACCCGCCCCAUCAGCACCCGCCACAGGCCGGCGAGAGCCGCGACCACGACUACGCCCUGCCGAGCCAGGAUGCUGGGGAGUCGGAGGGGGAGGAGCGGCCGGCCUCCGGCGGGAUCUGCCUCCACGUGGACAGGGAUCAGUUGUCGGUGGAGUUCUGCUCCUUGUGUGCCAGGCGGGCAUGUGCCUCCUUCAAAAUUUUCUUUUUUAGGUGCUUGCCCUGCCAGGCUCCGUUGUGUAGGGGUUAAAGAACAGUCGUUUUCCACCUCGCAACCUGUGGAUACAGCUGUGUUGGGGCAGAAGAGACGGGACCAGCUGCUGGCCACAUUUCCUGCUUUGUUUUAAAAGGUAGUAUAAGAAAUGGGGAAAAAGAGGUAACAGGGCUUCUGCUGUCUUUCAUUUUUUAAAAGCUUGAAUGUUUGGAAAAACUAAUCUCACCAAUCCAAAGUUAGUGUGAUACCAAUUUAAAAAGUGACAAUGUACAAAGGUAAACGUCUGCUUUCUUUGUAUUCAGAGUUGCAUGUUCACAGAAAUACAGAGUCAGCACAGCUAAGAACUAGUUAGCUGUGGAUUCUGUUCCAUCAUAUGCAGUAUCAGCUGGAUUGUCUAUUUAGAGUUCCAGUUUUUUACACUUCUACAACCCCAUUGUAGGCAGUGGGGUAGUCCAAGUGUCAUUAAGAGCCAAAUAUAACCUUCUAGAGCUCUUAUUCUUGGUGAUAUGUGAGCUGGGAAGAACUAGACUUGAUUGAGCCUAGACUGAGUUUGUACAGCUCAUAGUUGGAGAAACACAUCUUUACUUGUAAUCAUCUUAUUCAACAAAAGUAUUAAAACAAUAAGCAUGGAAGACUCCAUGGCAUUUUUAGUCAGCUUUAAGAUAACUUUUUAAGUUAUCUUAACUUAAAUGUGACAUUAUUUUGCUCUAUAAUAGGAUUCCCCUUUUUUGCACGAUUAUAAACACUUCAUUGUUAGAUCAGAGCAAUCUGGGAGUUAAUCGUGGCCUCUAAUAUGCACAUGUGCAUCACUGCGUUCUGUAAAAUCUACUGCAUAUGAGCAACAGCUAAUUUUACAACAUGCAAAAUGAUGUGUGCCUGUACAACUAAGAACAAGAUCCACUCCCAAGAAUGUGACUGCAGGGAUUUUUAGUGCCUUCUGAAUCGUAUGUAAGCCAAACAGAGGGGAAAAUUCUUUGAAUGAUGAUCAAUUUGUGCUAUCUGUAUGGAAUAUUGUUAAAUAUGGCUUUUUGAAGCAGAAGCCUUGAACUGAAAUCUUAACAAUACUUGAAAACUGGUAAAUGUUUCUUUGUAAUUAGCUCUGUGCCGUACAAAUAAGAAUACAGUACUACAAUAAAACCAGAUGUGUCGAUCUUUUAA